Eptesicus fuscus (big brown bat) is the source of this 1472-nucleotide messenger RNA. RefSeq names its product chemerin chemokine-like receptor 2 (gene CMKLR2). Gene Ontology annotation, biological process: inflammatory response; phospholipase C-activating G protein-coupled receptor signaling pathway; complement receptor mediated signaling pathway. The transcript has a single exon. The coding region runs from base 1 to 1071 and encodes 356 amino acids. The record is from RefSeq and is a predicted model, not a curated record. Gene Ontology annotation, cellular component: plasma membrane. Gene Ontology annotation, molecular function: complement receptor activity; G protein-coupled receptor activity. NCBI's taxonomy places the organism in Eukaryota, Metazoa, Chordata, Mammalia, Chiroptera, Vespertilionidae.
AUGGAAGACCUAGAGGAAACAUUGUUGGAAGAAUUUGAGAACUACUCCUAUUCCUGGGACUACGCCUCCCCAGCGUCUCCUCUGGAAGAGAAAGCCCCCCUGGACGUGGUUCACUGGGUCUCCCUGGCGUUGUACUGUUUGGCAUUUGCUCUGGGCAUCCCGGGAAAUGCCACUGUCAUUUGGUUCACGGGUUUCAAGUGGAAGAAGACCGUCACCACUUUCUGGUUCCUCAACCUGGCUGUUGCGGAUUUCAUUUUUCUUCUCUUCCUGCCCCUCUAUAUCUCCUACGUGGCCAUGAACUUCCACUGGCCCUUUGGCCUCUGGCUGUGCAAGGCCAAUUCCUUCAUCGCCCAGCUGAACAUGUUUGCCAGUGUUUUCUUCCUGAUGGUGAUCAGCCUGGACCGCUACAUCCAGCUGGUCCAUCCUGUCGUGGCUCAUCGGCACCGAACGCUGAAGAACUCCCAGGUUGUUACUGUGUUCAUCUGGCUUUCAGCUUCUCUCAUCGGUGGCCCUUCCCUGUACUUCCGGGAGACGGUGGAGGUGAAUAACCACACUCUGUGCUAUCACAACUUCCACGAGCAUGAUUAUGACCUCGCCUUGAUGAGGCACCAUGUGCUGACCUGGGUGAAGUUUGUGAACGGGUACCUUACCCCUUUGCUUACAAUGAGCGUUUGCUAUUUGUGUCUCAUCUUAAAGGUGAAGAAGCAAAGCAUCCUGGUCUCUAAUAGGUAUUCCUUGACCAUCCUAGUUUUGGUCCUGGCCUUUUUGAUUUGCUGGACUCCUUACCACAUAUUUAGCAUUUGGGAGCUCAUGGUUCACCACGGUAGCUAUUUCCACCAGGUGCUGCGGGCUGGCCUCCCCCUCUCCACCGCUUUGGCAUUCCUCAAUAGCUGCUUGAAUCCCAUCCUUUAUGUUCUAAUUAGUAAGAAGUUCCAAGCGCGCUUUCGAGCCUCGGUUGCUGAGAUACUGAAGUACACGCUGUGGGAAGUCAGCUGCUCUGGCACGGUGGGCGAGCAGCUUAGGGGCUCUGAAACCAGGAACUCGGGUCUCCAGGAAACAACAGCUCAGUGAAAUCCUUCUCUCCCACAAAUCAGUGUAAGGCUUUCGUGUGGGUCCCCUGACAGAUGCUUUCAGGUUAUUUGGUUCCAAGAUACAGAGCUGACCAUAGCUUUUUGUUGUUUUGGGUCAGUUUAUCACAUUUUUGUGUGGAUAUAAAAUGUAGGAAAGAUCUCAGUUUUUUCACCUGCAACUUAUAUUAUGUGUCAUUCUUGCUAAUUAUACCAUAGUGGAUUAAUCACCGCUGUGGAGGCGAGAUCAGUUAUUAUUUUAAAAAUCUUAAUAACUUUCUCUAAGUCCUAAAUCUUAAUAUUAAAUAUGUGAUCACCUCGUUUGAAAAAUGGAAAAUUAAGUUUGCUUAAGUUCACUUUAACCUCUUAGACAGAUUCUUCAAAUGCAGCGUGGACUUCUUUAUU